Molecule: messenger RNA, 1560 nt
Organism: Aaosphaeria arxii CBS 175.79
Lineage: Eukaryota; Fungi; Ascomycota; Dothideomycetes; Pleosporales
Exons: 3
Coding region: 233-1495 (420 amino acids)
Source: RefSeq, a predicted model, not a curated record
CUGAAUAGAUAUGACCCAGAGACCACUCAAUCGUCCAGAAAUAAUCGACCUGACUACCUCCCUGGUAUGCGCGUACGAUAAUUCGAAUACAGGAUCACACUUCUCAGUUCAAGAGUUUUGAUCAACCGCCAUACGGCUGGUGAAGAAGGAGAUGAUACGGGGUCUCAUGUAGCUGAAUUAAGAGCCGCCGUCAGCCCCAUGACCGCUACGACUAUCGCCAAUACCUUUCACCAUGGGGUUAAGCGAUGAAUUUGAUAAUGACCCAAAUUUUAAACCCUUCGGACCUUUCAUACCGCACGACUAUGUUGUCGAGAGAAUCAGAACUCGAACCGUCAUUAUCGGGUGCACGAUAUUUGCGGUAUCGACCAUCUUCACCCUCAGUGCCGCUUAUAUCGGCGUGUUACAGACCAGAAGAAUCCGAAAGCCCUGGCGGAGUGCAUACAUCUGGAUGAUAUGGCUCGAGAAUAUUGCAUCAACGGCCAUCUCUAUCCUUUGCAUACUGCAUCUCUUCAAAAUCAUCCGACCAAGCUUUUAUUUCUACUUCUUUCUCCUUGUUCUUUGGGCUUUCCAAGUACAGCUCCUGCUACAAAUCAUCAUCAAUCGGAUUCGAGUCAUCUUACCGAACCGCAGAAAGGGGUUCAUCAUCAUGUACAGCGUAGCAUUGAUUGUAUCGUGCAUCAUUAUCAGCGUAUUCUGCAUAUGGGUACCGGCUCGCCUGCAAAUUUCAAGACGUUACGAGCGUAUCAACAACGUUUGGGACCGGAUCGAAAAAGUCCUAUACCUUAUUAUCGAUGCCGCAUUGAACUUCUACUUUAUUCGUGUUGUCAGGGCAAAUCUGGUUCGGAAUGGACUACAGAAGUACAAUAAGCUGGUACGGAUGAACGAAAAGCUGAUCGUUAUUUCCCUCCUUAUGGACGUCAUGAUUAUCGCAGCCAUGAGCAUACCCAACGGGUUGUUGUAUGCUAGCUUCCACCCGUUAGCGUACCUCGUAAAGCUGAACAUCGAAAUGAUCAUGGCGAAUCUGAUCAGGAAGGUGGCGUUGAAGUCGGCCUACGACGCGGAUUUCUAUUACGAGUUUGGCACAGCGACUGAUUCAAGCGGAAGUCGACCAAACUCAGCAAUCAUAUCUUCCGAAGUGGAGAACCCACCCUCGCGUCGACGCAGUCUGCUCCAAUCUUUGACAAUGUGGAUACCAAGAGGGAAUGAGAUUAAGAAGACGGAAGAAUAUAGUGUACGAAGUGAAGUGCGGGAUGACCUCGAGCUCCAAGGGAAAGUUAGACCUAGCGGCGAUACCUUCGGUAACAGAAGCGAAAUCCACCCGGUUGCGAGAACGAAAACCAAAGAUUCAAGCCGUUGGACCGAUGGCAUUGAUUUGACCACGGGAUUUUCGAAGUACAGCAGAGAGACCGGGACAUCAGGUCCAAGCGAAUACGAUAGCCAAAACGUUGACGAAGAGACUGGCUUGGUUAAACCGAGUGCGACCUACGCUGGAUAACAUCCCCACGUGAUUGUAAUUUCGAGUUGAAAUAUUCUACAAUCAAUACCAUUAGUGUGCAUACC